Molecule: messenger RNA, 1191 nt
Organism: Capra hircus (goat)
Lineage: Eukaryota; Metazoa; Chordata; Mammalia; Artiodactyla; Bovidae
Gene: PABPN1L
Product: poly(A) binding protein nuclear 1 like, cytoplasmic
Exons: 7
Coding region: 1-936 (311 amino acids)
Molecular function (GO): RNA binding
Source: RefSeq, a predicted model, not a curated record
AUGUGGCCCUUCCUCAGCCGCGCCCUCUUCCCUCCGCCUACUGAGGCCUGGCUCCAGAGGGCUUCCUCAGACCCCGAGGCCCAGGGCUGGGGGGCCUGGAGCCCAGCUGAGAAGACCCAUCUGGGCCCGGGGGCUGGCGGGGAGGAGGAGGAGACGGGGGAAGCUGAGGAAGACGAUGAGGAAGAUGCCGGCUUCCUGCUGUCUCUCUUGGAGAGGGAGGGCCUGGCUGAGUGCCCAGUGCCUGACCAGGAGCUGGAGGCCAUCAGACUGAAGCUGUGGGCCAUGGAGCAGGCCCAGGGGCCGGAGCUGCCCAGGGUGCAGGACCUGGAUGAAGGAGAGGAAGCUGCCGGGGCCCUGCUGGCCAGGCAGCUACUGAGUCCCAAGACAGGUAGGAGCCAGCAGGCCAGGCUGACUGCUGUCCUAGGCCAUGGGCCUGAGUCCUCGCAGCUGCCGGGAGCCCCCUGCCCAGGACAAGCCCCUGGUCCUGAAGCCCCUUUCUCCACAGACAGCCCCCUGGAGAAGGCAGAGGCUGACCACAGAUCCGUCUACGUGGGCAAUGUGGACUAUGGGGGCACGGCCCAGGAGCUGGAGGCAUAUUUCAACCACUGCGGGGAGAUCCACCGGGUCACCAUCCUGUGUGACAAGUUCUCUGGACACCCCAAGGGCUAUGCCUACAUAGAGUUUGCCACCGAGAGCUCGGCCCAGGCCGCCGUGGAGCUGGACAAGAGCAUCUUUCGAGGCCGGGUCAUCAAGGUGCUGCCCAAAAGGACCAAUUUACCAGGGAUCAGUUCCACGGACCGCGGAGGCCUCAGAGGACACCCAGGCGCCAGAGUGGGAUCCCUCCCCCACAGCAGCCUCCAAGGCGGGGCCCGGUUCAGGCCACGAGGGCGGAGCCGGGGACGCGGAAGAAUCUCACCGUGGUUUUCUCCGUAUUGAAGUGAGGGCCGGAUAUUGAAAGUGGGGUUUGCCGCUGGGUCAGGAGUCAACAGCGGUGCUUCUAAGAAUAACUUCCCCGCACCCUUCAUUCCUCUGGAGGACUGCCGUACCCCACCGAGGCUGCCGUGCACGGAGCGGGGCACAGGGUGGGCCUGGCGCGGAUGCCAGUGGGGGCUGUGGAGGGCAUAGGACGAAGCUGUGGGCAGGUGAGGUCCGGGCAACACGGGGUCAGCGCCGGCUUGACUUACUCAGGGA